AUGGCAUCCGCAGAACUCUCCAAGAAGCGCAAGCGCGCCGAGGCCACGGCCGCCGCCGUCGCUGACGACGAGUCCACCACCGCGACAAAGAAGUCCAAAUCCGAAAAGAAGGAGAAGAAGGACAAGAAGGAAAAGAAAGAAAAGAAGGAGAAGGCUGCUGCCGCCGCCGCCGCCGCCGCCGCCGAGUCUGAACCCGCGACCGAGUUCAUCGCCCUCGAGGAAUCCAAGGCCGAAAAGAAGGAACGCAAGCGCAAGGAAAAGGAAGCCCGUAAAGCCGCCGAGGCCGCAGGAGCAGCAUCAGAUGCCGACGCCGACGCAAUGGACGUCGACCCGCCCGUCACGGAAGAGAAGAAGAUCAAGAAGAGCAAGAAGGACGACUUGGACGUGAAGACGGAAAAGAAGGAGAAGAAGGACAAGAAAGAAAAGAAGGACAAGAAGAAGAAGGAGGAGAAGGAGGCCGAGGAGACUACCGCCGCUCCCGCCAAAGAGAAGACGGACAAGACAGAGAAGAAGUCCAAGAAGGCGAAAAAGUCCAAGGACGAAACCGCUCCCGCCCCCGCCGCAGCACCAGCAGCAGCUGAGCCAGCAACCACCCAAGAAGAAGAAGAGACGCCCGCCGAGGGAGGCAAGAGGGAAAAGUACAUUGUCUUUGUCGGAAACCUCCCCUACACGGCAAACAAGGACUCCAUCAACGCCCACUUUGCCGCCUACAAGCCCUCCGCCAUCCGCUGCCUCCACAAGGACGGCAACCCCAACGUCUGCCGCGGCAUCGCCUUUCUCGAGUUCAGCAACGGCUCCAACAUGCGCACCUGCCUCGACAAGAUGCACCACACCUCGUUCGACGACGGCCUCUCCCCCGCGCGCCAGAUUAACCUUGAGCUCUCCGCCGGCGGCGGAGGCAAGAGCAAGUUCCGCAAGGAAAAGAUCAAGGAGCGCAACGUCCACCUCGACGAGAAUCGCCAGAGGCGCAUGCAAAAGGAGGAGGAGUACAAAAAGGAGAGGGCGAAGCAGGGCGGCGCCAACAGCCAACAGGAGAGCAUCCACCCCAGUCGCUUGGCCAUGAUGUAUCAGUAG
Molecule: messenger RNA, 1074 nt
Organism: Colletotrichum orchidophilum
Lineage: Eukaryota; Fungi; Ascomycota; Sordariomycetes; Glomerellales; Glomerellaceae
Product: RNA recognition domain-containing protein
Exons: 3
Coding region: 1-1074 (357 amino acids)
Molecular function (GO): RNA binding
Source: RefSeq, a predicted model, not a curated record